CGGAAGAUGACGAUUUUAUCCAAUGAUCGUUCGCCAUAUUUGUUAGCUUUCCAGAUUGUAAAUAUAUUUUGAGAGGGUGUAUCUGAGGGAAAUAUUCUCAUCCUCAUCGUUGGAAUCUAGGCUGAUAGGCGCAACAAAAGAUUGUGGGUUAAUUUGAAACGCUACUGGUCGCCAUGGCAGCAGGGCCAUACAAUUACUCUUACAUCUUCAAAUAUAUCAUCAUAGGUGAUAUGGGAGUUGGCAAAUCAUGCCUGCUUCAUCAGUUUACAGAGAAAAAAUUUAUGGCAGAUUGUCCACACACAAUUGGUGUUGAGUUCGGAACCAGGAUAAUUGAGGUUGCCGGUCAGAAGAUUAAGCUGCAGAUAUGGGACACAGCGGGUCAGGAGAGAUUCAGAGCAGUGACAAGGAGCUACUACCGGGGGGCAGCCGGGGCACUUAUGGUCUAUGAUAUCACCAGGAGGAGUACAUACAAUCAUUUAAGUAGCUGGUUAACAGAUGCUAGAAAUUUGACCAACCCAAAUACGGUUAUAUUUUUGAUUGGUAAUAAGUCAGACCUUGAGGCUCAGAGAGAUGUAACGUACGAAGAAGCUAAACAAUUUGCAGAAGAGAACGGUUUGAUGUUUCUAGAGUGCAGUGCCAAAACUGGUGAAAAUGUAGAAGAUGCGUUUUUAGACACUGCCAAGAAAAUUUAUCAAAAUAUUCAAGAUGGAAGUCUCGACCUCAACGCUGCAGAAUCAGGUGUGCAGCACAAACCCACUACUCCUCGAAACGCGUUGAACACUGACCAGACCCCAUCUAAAGAGGGAUGUGCCUGUUAAAAUGUCACCUAUACCAACAGGAAACUAAUAAACACACCAUGUGACUGUUGGACCUGUCACCUCCCUCAGGCCACUCAGAAAUGCUCUCAUCUGGAAUUGCGAUGGGGAGGGUCACCUCCAUUAGCGACAAAGAGGGGUGACAGACAAAUGCAUAUUUUCAUGCAGUUGAGUAGUUUUAUGACAUUGGUGUACAAAAAAAAAUGGUCCAUUCCAUAUCCCUCAAAUUUUUUUUCCUUUGUUUUAUUUUCUUGCUUCCUCCUCUUCCGUGUACAGGUAAUUUUCUUCCCCUAAUAGCCCAAGGGGGAGGUUGAGUUUGUAAGCGUUGUACAUAUACUAGACCUUCUGAAUUACCCCCCUUAAUUAAACAUAGGGAGGCCAUUUAUGGUAUUGUUGCAAAUCUGUUUUGUAUUAGCCACAUGUGGUUUGGGAUAAACACUUUGAAUAAACAGCACACAUCCAUGUAUGUUAUCCUAAUAUCUUAGAUCAGUUCCCUCCACAUUUGUUUCAUUCGUGGCAAACUGUUCUGUGACUUUUUCCAAAAUACU
Molecule: messenger RNA, 1363 nt
Organism: Liolophura sinensis
Lineage: Eukaryota; Metazoa; Mollusca; Polyplacophora; Chitonida; Chitonidae
Product: ras-related protein Rab-14
Exons: 9
Coding region: 174-818 (214 amino acids)
Biological process (GO): defense response to bacterium; Golgi to endosome transport; endocytic recycling
Cellular component (GO): recycling endosome; phagocytic vesicle; trans-Golgi network
Molecular function (GO): GTPase activity; GTP binding
Source: RefSeq, a predicted model, not a curated record